Pyrus x bretschneideri (Chinese white pear) is the source of this 480-nucleotide messenger RNA. RefSeq names its product LRR receptor-like serine/threonine-protein kinase ER2. Lineage: Eukaryota; Viridiplantae; Streptophyta; Magnoliopsida; Rosales; Rosaceae. The record is from RefSeq and is a predicted model, not a curated record. Bases 1 to 480 code for a protein of 159 amino acids. Gene Ontology annotation, molecular function: protein binding. The transcript has a single exon.
AUGACACUUGAUCUAUCGAGGAAUAAUUUCAGUAGUCCUUUUCCAAAUGAAUUUGCAAACUUCAAAUCCCUAGAACACCUUGAUUUAUCUGGAACAGGCUUAAAAGGUCAAAUUUCGAAAGUUACUGGAAAUUUGUGCAAGCUAAAGGUCUUAAGCCUUUCUGACAACAAGUUUGAUGGUGGGGGGAUUGAAGAGUUUUGGAGGAGCGUCUCAAAUUGUCCAAAUAAUUCAUUAGAGUCGCUAGAUUUGUCUAAUUGUGAGCUGGAAAGCCUAUUGCCGGCCUCCUUAGGAAUGUUAAAGAGUUUGCAGAAUCUCAACCUUGGUGGAAACUCUUUGGUGGGCUCAAUUCCAGAUUCCAUCGGAAAUUUGUUAUCCUUGAAAUCAUUGUACCUCUAUUCUAAUAAGAUGAAUAGCUCCAUUCCAAAAAGUCUGGGCCAACUCUAUAAACUAGUUUACCUCAAUCUGUCUUAUAAUUCAUAG